Penicillium digitatum Pd1 is the source of this 822-nucleotide messenger RNA. RefSeq lists its product as uncharacterized. NCBI's taxonomy places the organism in Eukaryota, Fungi, Ascomycota, Eurotiomycetes, Eurotiales, Aspergillaceae. The record is from RefSeq and is a predicted model, not a curated record.
AUGUCUACAAUCAAUCAACCGGAGUCGGGGCCAACCUCCACCAGAGAUAACCAACCCCCAUUCACAUCUUCUCCGCAGGAUCUACAGCCCACAGCAUCGACCACAGAGCUCGAAGCCAAAUCAGACCUCGUCGCUGAUGCGUCCAUCUCAUCUGUCCAUGGCCAAACACGUGCAAACCAGGCCCAGAUUCACCCCGCAACUGGCUUCAGUGGCGAAACUGAAUUCGCCCCCGUGACAGCACCACCUACAACUAACCCUCCUCAGACUGUCGAUAACGCACCCGCGGUCGCGCUGGCACAACAACACGCACCACCUUCAAUGGAUACUAAAGAGCCAAAGGCUGCGCCCGAGAGCUCAGCAGAGCACUCCGAUGACGGCUCCAGGAAGGAAGUCGAGGAGGAGGCUGAUGCAGGCCCGUCGCUGGUGAUCACCCUGCUGCUGACGACAGGGUCGCGACACCCGUUCACUAUCGAUGGGAAUUAUCUAAGGAAGCGAUCGGUGAAUGUUGAGAACUUUGAUCCGUUUUUGAUGAGCGUCUACACCCUUAAGGAGUUGAUCUGGCGCGAAUGGAGAUCCGAUUGGGAAAGCCGUCCGUUGUCACCGAGCUCUAUCCGUCUUAUCUCGUUCGGGAAGUUGUUGGAUGAUAACUCGCCUGUUUCUGACUCUAGGUUCAGCAAGGAACAUCCAAACGUCGUCCACAUGACCGUCAAACCACAAGAAGUCGUCGACGAAGAAGACGCCAAGGGAGCAAAGCCACAGUACAGCCGAGAUGGCGAAACCACUACGGGUCUCAAGUGUGGACGGCCUGCCACUGCCUCCUGA